UUCCUCUUUCUCAAGGAGUCCCUCCCCUUGGAUCACAAAACUUUAUUGGUUUCCGCUAAUGGAAGACUGUGCUUCUUGACGAUAUCAGCAGCUACCAAAAUCGAGUUGGUUGAUUUAUAGAUUCAUGUGCUUUGAUGCAAAUGGGUGCAAGAACCCAUCUCAGAGGCCAAAACACCUCAGAGAUUCCACUUAGAUCAAAACGUCGUAGCCAUACUCGAAAGGAAGAACGUGUCAAUGAGAGUUUUGAGCACAGUACUGAUGAUGAGGUGGUGAAAUACAUGUCAAAGUUGCCAGGUUAUCUCCAAGGAGAAGAAAGCAAUGAUGUUUUGAAUGUUGGAGUGUUGGAUUGGGGUCGUCUUGAGAAAUGGAAGAAGCAUGGUCGAGCCACUGUAAGACCAAGCAAACGUGAGAGCAAAGUAGUGUCUUCUACUACUACUUUCGGAACUGUUGUUCCCAACGCCUCCUCCUCUCAUCAAUAUCAGUGUCAUAGGUGUAAGAUUGAUGACCAAGUGCAUGCUUCUUCUCUUCUUGGUAAAGUUAAAGCGACUUCUCGGGGUCUUCAACAUUCUUCUCACACACUUCCUUGCACUUUGGAUCCUGAGUUUAUUGCUUCUAGGGAUUCAUUAUUAUUUAAUCAGGAAAUAGCAACUUGCAGCUUUAAUAAUAAGUCCUCUCGUAAGGGCAGAGGAUACACUAAGUCAGGUUUAUUUCCAGAGAUGGGGAACUCCGGAGGAUCCCUAGCUGCAAAGGAGUAUGAGAAGAGAGCAAGAGAAAGAGGGAAUCAAUGUGCUAAUAGUAACUUAGAUGGAGAGGAGAAUCAUCAGGUCAGCAAUAUUGUUCUCCUUCGAUCAAGAAAACAAUCUUCUGGUGAACCCUCCCAUAAGUCUUCACUGGAUGAUAACGUGAAAGUGACAGAGGUUAGCUCUUUAGGAGUGACAUCUCAAGUUCCUCUCUCUUUCGACUUGGAGAGAGAUUCUGAAGCUAUGAUGUUGCCUCUUGGUGGGACAACAAGGCAUUCAAAGACAGCUUCGAGGAUAUUUGAUCAAGAAAAGAAGAGAAAUACUUCACCAAGCAAGCGGUUUAGUUUUAGCUUCGGUCGUCUCAGCAGAAGUUUCACCUUCAAAGAGGAUUCAUCAUCAGCUCCCCAACCUUUGCCUUCUUCUUCUACUGAUGAUACCAUCAACAAAUCUGACUCUAUGAGAUGUGAUGCUGCUUCAGCUUGUCCAUCUCAGUCAGGUAACCACCCGGAGGAGAAGCACUGUGGAUCAUCUCGAGUCAGCCCUCUAAGAAGGCUUCUUGACCACCCUUUACUCAAAUCCAAAGGCUCUGAGAAUGUUCUUCCAUCAAAAGCAAGAUCAACUUCUUCCAAUCUAAAGCCAACCAUCAUAGACGUACCACUUCAAGAUGAAAAGAAGAAGCAGGAUAGAUCGAGAACCCAAGCUCUUUUUCAGCUAACCACCAGAAACGGCAUCCCUCUGUUUCAAUUUGUGGUCGAUGAUGACAACCUCAACAACAGCAGGAGGAGCAUUCUCGGGGCUACAAUGAAAAACUCUGCGGCUUCAUCGUUCAAAGAUGAUACUGUUCAGUACUGCACAUUCUACUCUGUUAAUGAAGUCAAAAAGAAAAGAAGGGGAGGAAGCUGGCUUAUCCAUGGACACAAAGAGAAACAACAACAACAACGCGGGUUCGUCUACAAUGUGAUAGGUCAAAUGCGGUUAUGCAACUCAGAUAUAACAGAAGAGCAGAAAUCCGAAAAAGUAUCUUCUAUCAUCAGAGAAGCAGUACUCCUUGAUGAAACAGAGCAAGUCAAAGAGGUUGCAGCAGUAGUGAUCAAGAAGAAGCAUGCAGGAGAAAACGGAGAAACCACUGUGAUAAUUCCAGGAGGAGUUCACAGUAUACCGGAGAAAGGAGCACCGACACCAUUGGUUAGCCGGUGGAGAUCGGGAGGGUUAUGCGAUUGCGGUGGCUGGGAUGUGGGAUGUAAACUCUUUGUCUACCUCUCCAACAAAACAACACUCCUCCACGAGUUGGAUCAUCAUCAGAGCUUCAAACUUUUCGCUCAGGAAGAAAGUGAUCAAGACUCGAGGGGUCCAGUUUUGGCGAUGACAGAGCUGAAGAGUGGGAUCUAUAGGGUGGAGUUUGAUUCGUUUCUGUCGCAUUUGCAAGCGUUUUUUGUGUGUGUGACGGUUGUAUCGUGUGCCUCCGAGGAAGAAAAGGUGUCAAAGACUACUGGAAAAUCUUCCUCCCCGUUUGCUCCGCCUCUGUCACCCGUUGGUAGAGUCUAAAACCUACAAGCCAGAAGAGGAGGGAGUAUCUAAUGAUCUAUCUUUCUUUCUUUUAAACUUUUUUUUUUUUGUGUGAAUAUAUAUAUAUAUAUAUAGAGAGAGUAUAUUUCAAAGUCACCAAUCACCAUCAACUACAUGCAGCUCUUAAU
Messenger RNA from Eruca vesicaria subsp. sativa (arugula), 2434 nucleotides. NCBI's taxonomy places the organism in Eukaryota, Viridiplantae, Streptophyta, Magnoliopsida, Brassicales, Brassicaceae. The record is from the annotation of a GenBank genome assembly.